AUGUCAUCCAAGACUGCUUCUCAUAUGCGAUGGCAUAAGGAAAAACGUUGCGAUGAUGGGAUAAUGAGGCAUCCUGCCGAUUCUAUAGCUUGGAAGACUUUUGACGAAUUGCACCCAUCAUUUGCUAUAGAUCCACGUAAUGUAAGAAUGGGCUUAGCUAGCGACGGAUUUAAUCCUUUUGGAAAUAUGAGCACAUCUUACAGUGUGUGGCCGGUUGUUUUGGUUCCAUAUAACUUACCACCAUGGAUGUGUAUGAAGAGCUCCUAUUAUAUGAUGUCGAUGCUCAUUCCGGGUCCUAGAGCUCCAGGAAAUGACAUUGAUGUAUAUUUGCAAUCUCUUAUUGAAGAGUUGAUCACAUUAUGGAAUGUGGGUGUUGAAACCUAUGAUGCAUUUGGUAAGUGUAAUUUUCGUUUACAUGCAGCAAUACUAUGGACAAUAAACGAUUUUCCAGCAUAUGCUAAUUUAUCUGGUUGGAGUACUAAAGGAGCAUUGGCUUGUCCUUCUUGUAAUAAAGAUACAUGUUCAACUAGAUUGAAGCAUGGGCGCAAAAUGUGCUAUAUGGGGCAUCGCCGUUUUCUAAAACUUGAUCAUAAGUGGCGUAAAAAUAAAAAUUCAUUUGAUGGAAAGACAGAAACUCGACGUGCACCCAACAAUUUAUCUGGAGAUGAAAUUCUUGAGCAAUUAAAUGGAGUUGAAAAUGUGAAAUUUGGAAAAAGUACACAAAAAAGAAAGCGAACUGAGGCUGCCUUGCUUUAUAAUUGGAAGAAGAAAAGUAUUUUUUUUGACUUACCUUAUUGGAGAACACUUUUGAUAAGACAUAAUCUUGAUGUUAUGCAUAUUGAGAAAAAUGUCAAUGAUAAUAUCUUGGGGACUCUUUUCAACAUUGAUGGUAAGAAUAAAGAUAAUCUAAAUGCUCGACUGGAUCUUAAGGAGAUGGGCAUUCGGUCAGAAUUGCAUCCAAUAGAUAAUGGCAACAAUUUUGUCAUUCCACAAGCUUGCUACACAUUAAAUUUAGAUGAAAGGAGAACUGUUUGCCAAUUCUUAGCAAAUUUGAAAGUUCCAGAUGGCUAUUCCUCCAACAUAUCUCGAUGUGUCAAUGUCAAAGAGGGAAAAUUAAGUGGAAUGAAAUCUCAUGAUUGUCACGUAUUUAUUGAAGAUCAUCUCCCGCCAGCUUUUCGUGGCAUUUUGCCUAAAGAAGUAUAUGAGCCACUAGUAGAGUUAAGCUUAUUCUUUAAGCAGUUAUGCUCAAAGACAUUAAAAAUAGAUAUGUUGGAAAGGCUAGAGCAUAAUAUUGUAAUGACAAUUUGCAAACUUGAACGGAUUUUUCCUCCUGCAUUCUUUGACAUCAUGAUACACUUGCCUAUUCAUCUUCCAUUAGAGGCACGGUUAGCUGGUCCUGUACAUUACCGGUGGAUGUACCCAUUUGAGAGGUACUUGCGCAAGCUGAAGUCUAAUAUACAACGUGCGCACUGCGAAGACAACGGAAGUGUGAGCAUUCAACUUCUACAUUUGUCAUGUGGUCCAAAUAGAAUGGUGACUCGUUAUAGUGGCUACAUCGUUAAUGGCUUUAGAUUUCAUAUAUAUAAGCGUGAAAUUCGACGACAAACACAAAAUAGUGGAGUUAUAGUAAAGGGUGAUGAGCAAAGUGGAAGUAGAGAAUAUUAUGGGGUCUUGACAGAUAUUUUAGAGUUGGAAUAUGGGGGGCGAAACAAAAUAGUGCUAUUCAAAUGUGAUUGGUGGGAUACAUACAAUGAAGGUAGGGGUUACAAGAAAGAAGCUAAUGGCAUCACUUUCGUAAAUACUACUCGACACUUGCCAACAAAUGAACCAUAUGUCUUAGCAUCACAAGUUGAACAAGUUUACUAUGUACAAGACAAUAUGAAUCCAGAUUGGCAGAUGGUGGUGAAAACAUUACCUCGUAACUUUUAUGAUAUCCCUACUAUUAAUGAUGAAGAGCCAAUAGAUGAUGAAGAGCCAAUAGAUGAUGAAGAACCUACAUGGGAUGCAAAUACAAUAGUAGAUACCUUACCUGAAUAUGUUAUGGAUAAUGAUGACAUUGCUACAUCAUUAAAUCGUGAUGAUGUGAAUGGAAUUGUUAUUGAGAAAAGUCAUCCAUCAUACAAAAAUAGCAAUGAUAAAUAUGACAAUGAUUUUAUUAAUGACAAUGAGGAAGAAGAAGGAGAAGAAAUUCAAGAAAACGAUUUGUAG
This is a messenger RNA of Ananas comosus (pineapple), 2208 nucleotides long. RefSeq lists its product as uncharacterized. The record is from RefSeq and is a predicted model, not a curated record. The transcript is spliced from 3 exons. The coding region runs from base 1 to 2208 and encodes 735 amino acids. Lineage: Eukaryota; Viridiplantae; Streptophyta; Magnoliopsida; Poales; Bromeliaceae.